This is a messenger RNA of Fraxinus pennsylvanica, 2025 nucleotides long. NCBI's taxonomy places the organism in Eukaryota, Viridiplantae, Streptophyta, Magnoliopsida, Lamiales, Oleaceae. The record is from the annotation of a GenBank genome assembly.
AUGGACCUUUGUUUCUUUGCCUUUCUCCUUUUCUCUCUUGCACUCUUCACAGUCUCUUCCUCCGCCUCCGACGCAGCCGAUGACACCGCCACCCUCUCCCUCUUCCGCUCUCAAACUGACCUCCACGGUACCCUCCUCCCCAACUGGACCACCACCGCCAACACCACUACCGCAUGCACAGCCAAUUGGGUAGGAGUAGAGUGCACCAAAAACCGUGUCACCUCCCUCUCCCUCCCCUCCCUCAACCUCCGCGGCCCCAUUGAUUCCCUCUCCGCCUUGGACCAGCUGCGCCUCCUCAACCUCCCCGACAACCGCCUCAACGGAACACUCACUCCUAUCACACAAUGCCUCAACCUCAGGCUCAUCUAUUUAUCUGGCAAUGACUUCUCCGGCAAGAUUCCGGCAGAAUUUUCCUCUCUACACCACCUCCGCCGUCUUGAUCUCUCCAAUAAUAAUCUCAGAGGCUCCAUUCCCCCUGAAAUCUCUAAACUUUCUCGUUUGCUCACUCUCCACCUCCAAAACAAUGAACUUUCGGGGACAAUUCCGAAUUUCUUUGAAUCCCUUCCACAACUCAAAGAAUUGAACCUGUCGAACAACGAGCUCUAUGGAGUGGUACGGAAGAGCUUAAUAUCGCGCUAUGGCGAGGAUAGUUUUUCCGGCAAUGAAGGGUUAUGCGGGACUAAUCCUUCCCCCCAGUGUUCAUACACCAAUGCUGAACCGCCUGCGCAAACAGUACCAUCACAUCCCAGUUCUCUGCCUUCAUCAACUUCUACAGUGGAAGAAACUAAUAAGCAUCAUAAAAAACUCAGCAACGGAACAGUAGCAGCAAUUAUAAUUGUAAAUUCAGUGCUGGUUUUGGUGAUUGCAUCAUUCGCUGUUGCAUACUAUUGUGGGAAGUAUUCGAGGGAUGAAAAUUCCAUGGCAGGGAGUGAAAAUGGAAAGUGGAGAAACAGCUAUUCAAGUGAAAAGAGAGUGCAUGCCAACAAUGGAGGUGGAGGUGGAGACAGCGAUGGAACUAAUGUGACUGACCGGAGUAAGCUCGUGUUUUUCGACCGCAAAAAGCAGUUCGAGUUGGAGGAUUUGCUCCGUGCAUCAGCAGAGAUGCUCGGAAAAGGGAGUUUGGGGACAGUUUACAAGGCUGUGCUUGAUGAUGGGUGCACUGUGGCUGUAAAGAGGCUGAAGGAUGCAAAUCCUUGUGCUAGAAAGGAGUUUGAGCAGUAUAUGGAUGUAAUUGGGAAGCUAAAGCAUCCUAAUAUAGUGAGAUUCAGAGCUUACUAUUACGCAAGGGAAGAAAAAUUGCUUGUUUAUGAUUAUCUCCCAAAUGGCAGCUUGCAUUCACUUCUUCAUGGGAACAGAGGACCAGGGAGAGUUCCACUUGAUUGGACUACAAGGAUCAGUUUGAUAUUGGGGGCUGCUAGAGGGCUUGCUAAAAUCCAUGAAGAAUAUGCCGAUUCAAGAAUUCCACAUGGAAAUGUGAAAUCAUCAAAUAUACUGCUUGACAGAAAUGGUAUUGCUUGCAUUUCUGAUUUUGGAUUGUCCCUUCUUUUGAACCCUGUUCAUGCCAUAGCUAGAUUGGGAGGGUACAAAGCACCAGAACAGGCAGAAAUCAAGAGGCUUUCACAAAUGGCUGAUAUUUAUAGCUUUGGGGUGUUAUUGUUGGAAGUUCUUACUGGCAAAGCUCCAUCACAUUACCCAUCACCGAGUCGUCCUAGAAUUGACGAGGAAGAGCAGCCGGUGGAUUUGCCGAAGUGGGUUCGAUCUGUGGUGAGAGACGAGUGGACGGCCGAAGUUUUUGAUCAAGAAUUGUUAAGGUACAAGAACAUUGAGGAGGAACUGGUGUCAAUGCUGCAUAUAGCAAUGGUUUGUGUAGUGCCACAGCCUGAGAAGAGGCCAACAAUGGGCGAAGUAGUUAAAAUGAUAGAGGAAAUAAGGGUGGAGCAAUCUCCGUUGGGAGAAGAAUAUGAUGAAUCCCGAAAUUCCCUCUCGCCUUCACUUGCCACAACUGAUCAAGAUGCAUUGCCCUAA